Lodderomyces elongisporus is the source of this 1269-nucleotide messenger RNA. RefSeq lists its product as uncharacterized. Lineage: Eukaryota; Fungi; Ascomycota; Pichiomycetes; Serinales; Debaryomycetaceae. The record is from RefSeq and is a predicted model, not a curated record. Bases 1 to 1269 code for a protein of 422 amino acids. The transcript has a single exon.
AUGUCAAUUAACCCUAGAUUCAAGCUAUUCAAGCUACAUGCAACAACAACAAUUCCCACACCAACAUCAACGUCCACUGAAGCAGAAGCAUCAUUAGCCAACCACACAAACACCGUAGACUACGACAACGACUAUGACUACGACUACGACUACGGCAACGCUUAUGACAACAAUGCAGCAGGAGAAGACGAACUUGAUCAAAAGAUUGCGACUAAUAAUCUGAGACAAAAGAAGCAAAAGACAAGUACCAACAAGAAGAAGAAGAAGCUCACAGAGUAUGAGACAAAAACCACAACUAGCAUCCUUUCCGAUUAUGAUGAUUUAGAUAUUCCACUAGAUGGCGAGUACUCCGGAAGAACAGCCUCAACAACACUGUAUGUCUUGUUCAACCCAAAGACAAAUUCCUUAUCAAGUGCUGCCAUGAACAACGAGUCAGACAUACUAUCUCUUACAAACACCUCAAGAGAAGACGAGGAAGAAGACGAGGAAGAAGACGAGGAAGAAGACGAGGAAGAAGAAGAGGAAGAGGAAGAGGGAGCGCAAACUGACACUGAAGAGUAUGGGAAGUUGUCAAGCAAGAUAAACAGCUGGCACCGGUCAAAUAUCAUGACCAGCCGCGGCGACUUAGAUGAAAACAUAGCCAGCUGGAAUUUAGAAGAAGACGUGGAAAAUGAGGAAAAGGAGAAACAACAACAACAACAACAACAAGAAGAAGAAGAAGGCAGUUUCAAUUCUCUGGGUGUACAGAGCUCCUACCAUCUGCGACAACUGCUUGACGAAAGCAAAAGGAUUUUGAAGGAGUUUUAUGGCGAUGAUUUAUUCCGAUACUUGAACCCCGAAGACAUUGCUCAGGUUAAGAAAUUCCACAAGUAUAUUGACAUAAAAAAGUAUCUACUCAGCAAGGACAACGAAACCAGAGAAACAAUUAUCGCAAACUCACCAAUAUUGAAACAAUUGAUUUACAAAUUGAUUAUGCUCACCGAUCGCAAUAACCAACAAACAGCGACUUCCUCGUCAUCAUCAUUAUUACAACAAGAUAACCAGCCACCGAUGAAUAUUGGAGUCAAAGACUACAUCAACUACUUGAAGAAAGAUGUACCGGAGUACAACUAUAACCACAAUAACUACACCAAUCAUCCCUAUAUGCACCCUCAUCAAUUUGCCGAGCCAGCAACAGCCUUGUCUGAAACAAGUACUACACGGGGCUCAUCAUUGAUUAUGUGCGGUGGUGUGGGCUUUGGUGGUAGCACCAACUGGAAUGACCUUUAG